AUGGGUCGGAGGAAGAUUGAGAUCAGAGCCAUCAAGGACGACCGCAAUCGUUCGGUCACAUUUCUCAAGCGAAAAGGCGGCCUCUUCAAAAAGGCCUACGAGCUUUCGGUCCUAUGUUCCGUCGACGUCGCAGUCAUUAUUUUCGGGAAUAACAAAAAACUAUACGAGUUUUCUUCGGGAGAUAUCAACGAGACGCUGCGGCGGUAUCAAUAUUAUGGACAACCACAUGAACACAAGGGCCCGAUCGACUUCAAGAACAAGGGCGGUGAUGACGACGACGACGAAGAUGAAGAGGAAGAACAACCGGGCCAUGUCAGAGAAGACUCUCACCCACCUCAGCAUGCUAUGCCCCAACACAUGCAACAUCCCAACUCCUUUACUCACAUCCAACAACCCAUGAACUCUGUCUCACCCCCGAUGCCUAGUGGCAUGUUUCAACCACGGCAUGGCACUCCACAACCUCCUCAUAUGAUAUCUAGGCCGUCUUCACAGAAUAUGAUCCGGCGGACCAGUUCCAAUCUGGUCCCCAUGCAGCACCCCCAUCCUACGCCGCCACCACCACAGAAUGGUUUUGCCUACGUCCCUAAUCCUCCCAUCUAUAAUCCCAACGCUCCUCCUAACAUGCAACCUCAUCCUUCACCGCAACCUCAGUAUCAAUAUCCCCAACAGCAGCAGCAGCAGCAGCAACAACAACAACAACAAGCACAACCGACGCCUCCUCCACAAUCGCAUCAACAAAUGCAACAGGCGCAUCAACAGUAUCUACAGGAACAACGGCGGCAGUCACAAACACCACAACCAAGCCUCCAGCCUCCACCUCAACCCCAACCUCGUACAUCGCCUCAACCCGAAACACAAAAUCUCCGGCCUCCGGAGCAAGGAACGCCCCCACAGCCAAAACACCUGUCGUCGAAAUCAAGGAGUAUAUUUACUCCCAUUGAUGAAGGUGGAUCUGUACUGGCCCAGCACUUUUUCGGAGCUCCGGAUCCAAAGCCGGUGAAGAAGGAAGUUGAGGCGAGGGAUGCGAAGAUGCUUCCACGGAGCAUAACUGCUCCGGCUGUAGGUAAAGACCCUGCGCAGCCACCGAGGUCGCAAACGGCAGUUCCAGAAUUCGCUCCACCAAAAAGGUCAGAUACGUCCGGAUCAAAGUCCGGUGCUCGACCCAAAUUGAACUUGCAAAUCCCAUCCGAGGCCGAAGACAAUGAUUCACCAAGUGGUUCGACGGGACAAUCGACAGAUCCGUCAGGAAAUACUGCUCGAGGAAGUGACCACAUCGUUCUUCCGCCCCCAUCGCCUAGUGCUUCCGCGGUAAUGUCCGCUGGAGCGAGCGGGCCACCAAAUCCAUUCGCUCGACCACAUCCUCCGCCAACAUCGAACCAGAACCGCGAAGCCUAUAAUGAUAAUAGGAACAAUAUCGAGACACCUAUAUCAGCCUUACCGAGUCGUUACAUGAACAAUGACCUGUUACCGAGCCCAAGCAACUUCUUCAGCGAUUGGUUUGAUGGCGGAAGGAAUGGUGGACUGAACUCGGCAGUCCUACCCAGUCCUCUGGCGUUUCCUACGCCAUCUGAUGGCAGAGGUCUAGGAUUUGGAGGUCGUGACACGGCCAAUGAAGCCAGCGGCAAUGGGGAGAAGAGGAAGGGCAGUGUGGAUAUGGCAGAUAAAGAGGACGUGAAGAAAAUCAAGACCUGA
Molecule: messenger RNA, 1692 nt
Organism: Exophiala spinifera
Lineage: Eukaryota; Fungi; Ascomycota; Eurotiomycetes; Chaetothyriales; Herpotrichiellaceae
Exons: 3
Coding region: 1-1692 (563 amino acids)
Biological process (GO): positive regulation of transcription by RNA polymerase II
Molecular function (GO): protein dimerization activity; DNA-binding transcription factor activity, RNA polymerase II-specific; RNA polymerase II cis-regulatory region sequence-specific DNA binding
Source: RefSeq, a predicted model, not a curated record